AUGCACCUCAUAGACAAACCAGAAGAGGACAAUCGAACGGUCAUCACAGAAUUCAUCCUCCUGGGAUUUGGGAAUCGCCCUGAACUGCAGAUCCUUCUCUUCCUUGUUUUUCUGGUGAUCUACAUUGUCACCAUGUCUGGGAACAUCCUCAUCAUUGCGGUAAUUGUGGCUGAUCAGCACCUUCACACUCCCAUGUACUUCUUCCUGUGGAACUUGUCCUGCCUGGAGACCUGCUAUACCUCCACCAUCCUGCCCAGGUUACUGGUAAGUCUCCUGACUGGAGACAGAACCAUUUCUGUCAGUGGCUGUUUUGCACAGUUUUAUUGCUUUGGUUAUUUGGCAACUACAGAAUGUUAUCUCCUAGCAGCAAUGUCUUAUGAUCGGUAUUUAGCGAUAUGCAAUCCCCUGCGUUAUGCAGCCCUGAUGAAUGGCAGGUUGUGCCUCCAACUAGCAGCAGGGUCUUGGAUAAGUGGAUUUCUAAUUUGUGUAAUAAUGAUGUGUUUUAUGUCACAAUUAACAUUCUGUGGCCCCAGUGAAAUUGACCAUUUUUUCUGUGAUUUUUCUCCAAUGCGAAAACUCUCCUGCAGUGGCACCAGCAUGAUCACACUGGUUAGUCUCAUACUCGCCUCCCUAGUCUCACCUUGCCCAUUUCUAUUAACUGUGACGUCCUAUAUUUGUAUCAUUGCUGCUAUCCUGAGAAUCCCUUCCACUACCGGGAGACAAAAUGCCUUUUCCACCUGCUCCUCUCACCUCAUUGUGGUUGCAGUUUUCUAUGGGACCCUAAUGACUGUGUAUCUGCUACCAAAAACCAAUACACUGAAAGCCCUGAACAAAGUGUUCUCUGUCUUCUACACAGUCUUGACUCCCAUGCUCAACCCCCUCAUCUACAGCCUGCGAAACAAAGAGGUGAAGGAAGCCCUGAGAAAAGUCUUCAGUUAA
Molecule: messenger RNA, 939 nt
Organism: Chelonoidis abingdonii (Abingdon island giant tortoise)
Lineage: Eukaryota; Metazoa; Chordata; Testudines; Testudinidae
Source: RefSeq, a predicted model, not a curated record